AGUUGCAACCAGGGGCGGACUGACCAUAUGGAAACUCGGGCACUGCCGGAGGGCCCGGGGUCAGUAGGGGGCCCCAUGAGAUGCCCCUGGUACCUUUAUCAUAGGCUUUUUAAAGUUUGGGUAAGGACACGGGGGCCCCAUGAUCACCUAUUGCCUGGGGGCCCCAUGAGUUGUCAGUCCGCCCUGUGUGUGGGUGUGCUUGAGUCAGGGAAAUCUUCCUGCUGUUAGAAUACAAUACCACAGUGGAAAGGAUUCCACCAUCCACGUAGAGUGUGUUGAUGGGGGAAUC
Molecule: messenger RNA, 289 nt
Organism: Staurois parvus
Lineage: Eukaryota; Metazoa; Chordata; Amphibia; Anura; Ranidae
Source: the annotation of a GenBank genome assembly